This is a messenger RNA of Psylliodes chrysocephalus, 2562 nucleotides long. The record is from the annotation of a GenBank genome assembly. Lineage: Eukaryota; Metazoa; Arthropoda; Insecta; Coleoptera; Chrysomelidae.
AUGAGUGAUUACCCGACUGCUGAUGAAGAAUUUGAGUUAAUGUAUGGAGAUGAACUCGAACUAUUGCAGGAUCACCAAGAUGAAGAAGAUUGUGAACCCUCAAUAAAAACUCCUAAACCAUCUACGUCAGCUACGCAAAUAAGUAGUAAAAGUAAGAGUGUUUUAGAACCUUCUCAAUUUUCCCAAACUUUAAAUAAUUCUCCUUCACUUUUCUCCACACAUAAUGAGCAGCAGGAGUCUCAAAAUCAAAAUUUAUCCAGGGGACCAUCUACUUCUAAUGCUUUUACUGAAGAAUUUACACAGCCUGGUGUCCUAGAAAAUUUAACACAAGAUCCAUUAUCUAGAAAAAGAAAUGUUGAUGAAUUAUUUGGCGAUAUUGAUGACCUAGACUUUGAAAACUUCGAGGAACAGCCAAGCAAGAAAACAAAACCUAGUAAAGAAGAGGAAUUACGUGAAUUAAUGGAAUACAUAAUACUCUUAAGAAAAAUAAACAAAGAAAAAAGCAAUAUUCUUUCAGUGAACAAAAGUGUUUCAACAAGUAGUGCAUCUAGGGAUAAAUACAACCUCUCUUUUAGAGUCCCAAAAUAUCCUUUUGUUGGUCUUAAGAGACAUGAUGGUGAAAAGAUUUACAUAAGAUUUCAUUCUGAAGAAUACGAAAAAGAAGAAAUUCAAAAAAUUGUUAAAGAAUCAUCGGGAAGUGAUAUUCUAGGUGAUAGCAAAAAGAGGGUAUGGGAAGAAGCUAAAGCUUUAUUACAGAAACAAGAAACAGAUAAAACAACGCAACAAGAUAAUGACGAAAUCAUUGUAUUAGAAAAAACAGAAGGAGAAAAACAAUUAUGGACCGACCUCUACAGACCUAAAAAAUAUAUAGAAUUGUUGAGUGAUGAAAGUACCAACAGGCUUAUGUUGAAGUGGUUAAAACUCUGGGACAAAGCCGUUUUUAAUAGAAGACUCAGGGUUAAACCAAUAAAGCAUACAGACAAUAAUAAAUUUAAAUUCAAAAAAUUUGAGCUAAGUGCUGAUUUAGAUGAACAUGGCAGACCAAGGUAUAAAGUUGCCUUGUUGUGUGGACCUCCAGGUUUAGGUAAAACUACUUUGGCUCACGUUGCUGCCAAACAUGCCGGUUACAAUGUUGUAGAGAUAAACGCAUCAGAUGACAGAAGUACAGAGGCUUUUAAAACGUCUUUAGAAAGCGCAACUCAAAUGAAAUCAGUGGUAGACCAACAAGGUCGACCAAACUGUCUUAUUUUCGAUGAAAUAGAUGGAGCUCCACAGUCAUCUAUAGACUAUUUAAUAAAAUUUAUAAACGGAACAGCCACCACCAAACCUAAAAAGGGGAAAAAUCAUAAAGAUUUCAUUUUGAAACGGCCUAUAGUUUGUAUUUGUAAUGAUGUAUAUGUGCCGGCCUUACGACCUUUAAGACAAAUUGCUCUUGUAAUACACUUUCCUCAAACGGCCAGCUCUAGAUUAGCCGAAAGGUUAAUGUGUAUAUCUCGAAGAGAGUCUAUAAAAACCGAUCUAGGAGCAAUGAUGGCUCUGGCAGAGAAAAGCAAUAAUGAUAUUAGGUCUUGUUUGUCAGUACUGCAUUUUUUUAAGGCUCAGAAAAAGGCUGUAACUUUAUCCGAUGUUCAUAAGAUUAAUAUUGGCCAAAAAGAUAUGCAAAAAGGUUUAUUUACUGUUUGGCAGGAAAUCUUUCAAAUACAUCGACCAAAACAGAAUCCCAUAUUUCAAGAAAAAGAUGCUUCAUACAAGCAAACCAAUAAAAUCAGGAUGACAAGUGUUUUACAAACAGUAUCCUCGUUUGGAGAUUAUGAACGAGUCGCACAAGGAGUUUACGAAAAUUUUCCCUUAUUAAAAUUAAAAGAUACGACGCUGGAGGGUUUAACUAGAGCCAUGGAUUGGUUCGUAUUUAACGAUAUUGUUAAUAAACAAAUUUAUGCUUCACAGCAUUAUACUUUACUUUCGUAUCUGCCCUACUCUUUUGUCGUUUGGCAUUUUUUGUUUGCUACCUCGCAGAGACAGGAGUUACGUUUUCCGACUAUGGGUUAUGAGAUGAAACAGAAACAAAUUCGUCGCACCGCAAUAGUAUCAGAAGUCCUGAAAGCCAUGCAACCGUCUAUAAGAGCAUAUUGUCAUCGAAUUUCUCUUAUUUUGGACAUUCUUCCUCUUAUACUUAGAAUAAUCAUUCCCAACUUCAGACCAGUGAGUCUUCAUCUCUAUACGAAAGAAGAAAAGGAUAUAAUGCUGAGAGUCGUCAAUAUUAUGAUUGAUUAUAAUUUGAAUUAUAUCCAAGAGAGGUUGCCCGAUGGAAAUUAUGUUUUUAAUUUAGAACCAAAUAUCGAAGAACUGAUUACUAAGACAAAAUCUGGACCGUUCCAAAGAAAAACUCUUUCUUAUUCAAACAAGCAACUGCUUGCAAGAGAGAUAGAGUUGGAGAAAAUGCGAAGGCUUGAAGCACCAAAAACUGAUGCAAAGAUACAGGAUAAUAAUAAAAAAAAUGAAAAUCCACUGCCCAACCAUAUGCAAAGGCUGAAAGCGAAGACUGUGAAAUCGAUCAAGCCG